CACUCUCCCCAUUUUCUCUUAUACCAACCUCAACAUGGCUUCCCUUCGAGUUCAAAUCCCUCUCUACACUCUCCUCAUCAGCAUCUUCAUCCUGCAAUGCCAGUCACAACAAUAUCCAACUCAUAAACCAGAAACCGUUAACUUCGCCUUCUCUCGUUUCGAGGAAGAUAACCCCAACGUAAUCCCAUUCGGCGACGCUUCAGUUACCGGCGGGACUCUCCGGCUAACCAAAACCAGCCAAUACGGCGUACCUCUCACACACAGCGUCGGCCGAGCAGUGCACAUCACACCCGUCCACCUCUGGGACAAAUCCAACGGCGCCCUCGCCGACUUCACCACCUCCUUCACCUUCGUUGUCAACAGAGAAACCACUUCCACACUCCACGGUGAUGGCUUGGCCUUCUUCAUCGCGCCGCUGCACUUCAACUUCCCCAAAAACUCAAGCGGAGGAUAUCUUGGACUCUUCAACCCGGAAAACGCACUUUUCCCCUCAGAAAACGAGAUAGUGGCGGUUGAGUUUGACAGUUUUACCAAUGCAUGGGAUCCUGAUUCUCCUGUUCAGGUUCCUCACUUUGGAAUUGAUGUGAACUCUAUUAAGUCAGUUGCAACUGAGUUAUGGCCGAUUGAUGCUGAACCGACGAAUGCGGUCGCGGAGGUGAGCAUAAACUAUAACUCUGAGUCGAAGAGGCUGGGUGUGUUUCUGGCUUACAGUAAUAACAGGACUGCUUCUGUCUCUGCUUUUGUUGAUUUGAGGAGUGUUCUGCCGGAGUGGGUUAGAGUUGGAUUCUCUGCCUCUACUGGUGAGUUGGUUGAAACUCAUGAUAUUCUUAGCUGGGGAUUCGAAGCAGCCUUGUAGAUCCAAGCAAAUGAUCUUGGAGGUGAUGCAUGAAGGAGUUUGGUUUCAAUAAAAUUUAUACACAAUGUUUAUGUUUCUCUGUUGAAGAAUAUUGUCAAAAGUUGUUUUAUAUAUAAGUGCUUGUAUGAUUUCUUCCAUUAAUUAAUAAACAUCCACCUGAAUUUAAAUUAA
This is a messenger RNA of Lotus japonicus, 1027 nucleotides long. Its product is annotated as lectin 9-like. The record is from RefSeq and is a predicted model, not a curated record. NCBI's taxonomy places the organism in Eukaryota, Viridiplantae, Streptophyta, Magnoliopsida, Fabales, Fabaceae. Gene Ontology annotation, molecular function: carbohydrate binding. The coding region runs from base 35 to 856 and encodes 273 amino acids. The transcript has a single exon.